AUGGCAUUUGGACUUGGUGCUUUUUGCCUGCUACUAUGGGCAAUAACAGGUUCCUAUUGCGAGCAGUGCAGAGAAGGAGCCACGUAUUCAAGUGCAGUAAUAUCUCCCAACUUAGAAACCACUAAAAUUAUGCGAGUUCCUCAUGCUACAUCAGUGUCUGAAUGCAUCACGGCGUGUUGUGACCUCUCUGGUUGUGACUUGUCCUGGAUGUUUGAACGGCGCUGUUACGUUGUGAACUGCCAGCACAAAGAGAACUGCGAACCUAAAACAAUUGAGACAGUAAAGUCCUAUCUAACAUUUGUGCUGAGACCUUCUCAGAGGCCAGCCUCACUGCUGGGAUUUGGGCAGAUGAUCCCAAGCAUCGUGCACUCUGUGGGACGUCAGAAAGAGCCAUCUGAGGAAGUGUCUUUUCUUGGCAAAGAACUCAGCCUUGAGGAGAUACCUGAAUACAUAGAUGAUUAUAAAGAUUUGGAGCAGGACCCCUUUCAGGUGAGCCUCAGACACGAUCAGAAGGAGAGCACGGAUUAUGCUGACUGGGGCCUGAUGGUAGCAGGUGAAAAUGGCUUCAACACUUCAGUCAGCGACAAUGGAGAAAACCAGGAAGAGGAAGCUGGAAAGGUCGAAAGCCUUCUAAGUAAAAACACAUCUGAAUUGAGUUCUGUCAGUGAGCACUCCACAGAGAGGCUGUCUUCUCUCCCAGAGAUUACACCAUUCCCUGGGAAGACAUAUGAAAGCAGAGCAGCUGUUGAGAUGCUUACACAACCUGCCGAUGCUUUGCAAGAAAAGGUUCCUUCUUAUUCCCCUCCAUCAGACAAACUGGAAUUCUCCCUAGAUGUGUCAAACAAAGCCCAGACUCCUACAGUGGCACCAGACAAUGUGACUGAACAUGGAAUCAUGAUGCUUCCCAGUAAUACUGUGCCAUCUGAACCCCUGCAGCAAUUUACACCUCCUGCUACGGCUGCCAAAGCAGAUACAGUAAAAGAACUUAUUGUGUCUGCUGGAGAUAACAUACAAGUGAUGCUACCCAAAAAUGAGGUUGAACUGAAUGCUUUUGUUGUCCCACCACCACCAACAGAAACAUCCUAUAACUAUGAGUGGAGAUUAAUUAGUCACCCUGCUGACUAUGGUGGUGAAAUGGAGCGCAGGUACACCCGGACACUGAAGCUCUCUCAUCUGUCGGUGGGACUUUACGCCUUCAAAGUGACAGUUUCUGGUGAAAAUGCCUUUGGUGAAGGUUUUGUAAAUGUCACUGUCAAACCAGCAAUCAGAAUUAACCAGCCACCUGUUGCUGUUGCUUCACCCAAAGUACAAGAAGUUUCUUUGCCUACAACUUCUACCUUCAUUGAUGGCAGUCAAAGUACAGAUGAUAUGAAGAUCGUGAGUUACCACUGGGAGGAAAUUAAAGGUCCUUUGCGGGAGCAGAAAGCAUCUGCUGACACACCUGUCUUGCACUUGUCUAACCUUGUUGUUGGAAAUUACACUUUCAGACUCACUGUGAUUGAUUCAGACGGAGCAGCCAACUCCACAAUUGCUUCUCUGAGUGUCAACAAACCAGUGGAUUACCCGCCUAUUGCAAAUGCAGGACCUAAUCAGGCAGUCACUUUGCCCCAGAACUUCAUCACGUUGAAUGGAAACCAGAGCAGUGAUGACCAUGAAAUUGUCAGCUAUGAGUGGUCACUCAGUCCCAGAAGCAAAGACAAGGUUGUAGCAAUGCAGGGAGUGCGGACUCCAUACCUCCAGCUAUCUGCAAUGCAGGAAGGAGAUUAUACCUUUCAGCUCACUGUCACAGAUUCAGCAAGGCAGCAGUCCACUGCUGAGGUCACUCUGAUAGUACAGCCUGAAAAUAACAGCCCUCCAGUAGCAGUGGCUGGCCCUGACAAGGAAUUGACGUUCCCAGUAGAAAGUACUACACUGGAUGGAAGCAGAAGCCAAGAUGACCAAGGCAUUGUCCUCUAUCAUUGGGAAAAUAUCAGUGGGCCAAGCUACGUGCAGAUGGAAAAUGGUGACAAAGCAAUAGCAACUGUGUCUGGUCUUCAGGUUGGCACCUAUCGCUUCAGACUGACAGUUCAAGACCAGCAGGGGUUAAGCAGUGCGUGUGUGCUGUCUAUUACUGUGAAGGAAGAAAACAACAGUCCACCCCGGGCACAUGCUGGUGGGAAGCAUGUUCUGGUGCUUCCCAAUAACUCUGUUACCUUGGAUGGCUCAAGAUCUGCUGAUGACCAAGGGAUUGUGUCAUAUCUGUGGAUUCGGGAUGGUCAAAGCCCAGCAGCUGGGGAUGUGAUCCUUGGCUCAGACCACGAAGCAGUAUUGCAGCUAACAAAUCUGGUGGAAGGAAUCUAUAUUUUUCACUUGCAAGUGACAGAUGCCAAAGGAGAUUCAGAUAUUGACUCUGCUACUGUUGAAGUGCGGCCUGAUCCCAAAAAGAAUGGUCUGGUGGAGCUGAUUCUGCAAGUUGAGGUGGGACAGCUGAGUGAACAGCAGAAGGACACACUGGUGAGACAACUAGCUGUAUUGCUGAAUGUCUUGGAUUCAGAUAUCAAAGUUCAGAAGAUACAAGCAUUCUCAGAUAUAAGCACUGCAGUUGUGUUUUACGUGCAGAAUGGGCAUCCUUCCAAGGUGAUCAAGGCAUCAGAUGUGUCUCGAACUCUGCACGUGCAGCUUCUGAAAGAGAAGGCUGACUUUCUGCUUUUUAAAGUCCUGCGAGUUGACACAGCUGCAUGUCUUUUAAAAUGCUCUGGACAUGGACAUUGUGAUCCUAUAACAAAGCGCUGUAUUUGCUACCAGCUGUGGAUGGAAAACUUAAUUAAUCGUUAUCUAAAUGAUGGUGAGAGUAACUGUGAGUGGAGUAUACUCUAUGUGACUCUGUCUGCUUUCAUUACGAUUGUGGUCUUGAUAGGGUUUGCUUGGUUCUGCAUCUGCUGCUGUAAAAGCAGAAAGAGGACUAAGAUAAGAAAGAAAACAAAAUAUACCAUCCUAGAUAAUAUAGAUGAGCAGGAAAGAAUGGAGCUACGACCCAAAUAUGGCAUAAAACACAGAAGUACAGAACACAACUCCAGCCUGAUGGUUUCUGAAUCAGAGUUUGACAGUGAUCAGGACACUAUCUUCAGUCGAGAAAGGAUUGAAAGAGAGAAUCCUAAAACCCUUAUGAACGGAUCAAUCAGAAAUGGUGUUUCCUUCAACUACAGCUCCAAAGACAGAUAACUGAACGAGGGUAAAAGCACAGAACACACUGGCCCAACGCAUCUAAAACGUGUUGACUAGCCUCUGAUU
Lagopus leucura (white-tailed ptarmigan) is the source of this 3270-nucleotide messenger RNA. Its product is annotated as KIAA0319 ortholog. Lineage: Eukaryota; Metazoa; Chordata; Aves; Galliformes; Phasianidae. The transcript is spliced from 20 exons. The record is from RefSeq and is a predicted model, not a curated record. The coding region runs from base 1 to 3201 and encodes 1066 amino acids. Gene Ontology annotation, cellular component: cytoplasmic vesicle; plasma membrane. Gene Ontology annotation, biological process: neuron migration; negative regulation of dendrite development.